Messenger RNA from Helianthus annuus (common sunflower), 685 nucleotides. RefSeq lists its product as uncharacterized. The record is from RefSeq and is a predicted model, not a curated record. The transcript has 3 exons. Lineage: Eukaryota; Viridiplantae; Streptophyta; Magnoliopsida; Asterales; Asteraceae. The coding region runs from base 52 to 474 and encodes 140 amino acids.
ACGAUACCCUCUGAAAUUUGUGCAUUUCACAGAAAUUGAUUUACUCUUACGAUGAAGAAAUUGAUAGAAUUUGGGAAGAAAGCGAUGUUCUACGCUAGGGUUUUAUCGGGCUACGAAGAACGUCGUAUCAGAUCUUACCGUCUUGACCUCCAAAAACGUAUUACUGAGGCAGAACGGAAGAAAGCGGAGAUUAGAAAGAUCCCGGAACAACUUAUCCUAUCUGAGGUGCGACAAAUGGUGGAAGAGAUGCAAGCUGUGAAUAAGCAGUUAGAGGACACGGAGGCCGCCAUUAAUGAAUACUUCAAGCCAGUUGAUAAGCAAGCGCAGAUGAUAGUUGAAAAGAAGCUUCAAGAAGAGGAGAAAACGAUGAAGCAGAUGAUGCAUGCCAUGAAAGCACAAGCGUUGCUUGAUAACCAAGAAGCCGAGAAUAAUGCAAAUCUUAAUAUCCGCAAAGAUGAGGCAGCGUCAAGAUGAUUUAGAAAUGUAUUCUGCUGUUCGCCUUUUUGAUGGUAAUGUAUUUGCCAGGUCUCGUUUCUCAUGUUGUUUUGAGUAAUAAUAUAAGCGCUUUUAAUUAUGAAAUUGAGAUCUCAUGUUAUUGAUGCAUGCUUGUUCAGUCAUAGGAGCCUUUUGUUGAUUGUCGUUCAUCGUCUUCUUGAGAUAUAAAAUUUUAUGAACUAUUUGUGCA